CUCUCAUCCUGUCUUCUCCUUCAACUAUUUAUAACUAACUAACUAGGGUUCUAAUAUCUCUCUCAAAGAAUCUCUCUCUAAGAGUAGAUCUUGAAAAGAUCUAGCCUAGCUAAGGGUGGAAAAGUGAUUUUAAUUAGAUAGUGAUGGCAUCUAGCUACUACUCAAAUCCUCCAUGUGCUGCUUGCAAGUUUCUAAGAAGAAAAUGCAACGAAGAUUGCAUAUUUGCACCCUAUUUUCCACCAGAAGAGCCUCAUAAAUUUGUAAAUGUUCAUAAAAUAUUUGGUGCAAGUAAUGUUAGCAAAAUUCUGAAUGAAGUGUUACCUCAUCAAAGGGAAGAUGCAGUGAACUCUUUAGCUUAUGAAGCUGAAGCAAGGAUUAAAGAUCCUGUUUAUGGUUGUGUUGGAGCUAUUUCAGUUCUUCAGAAACAACUUCUUAGCCUUCAAAAAGAACUUGAUGCUGCUAAUGCUGAUUUGAUUAGGUUUAACCAUCAAGGUUCUUCUUCUUUUGGACAUCUUAACUCUCAUGGUUUUUAUAAUUAUCCUUCUGAUUAAUUUGAAUAAUGAUGUUCCUAUCAACAUUUAGGGUUUCCUUUUGUAAAGUAUGGGAUAUUUGGAUCAAUAUGUAAUAUGUAUGUGCAUAUAUAUUUAUUAUUACUAAGUUUAUAAAAUUUCA
Messenger RNA from Vicia villosa (hairy vetch), 672 nucleotides. RefSeq names its product LOB domain-containing protein 25-like. The coding region runs from base 144 to 551 and encodes 135 amino acids. The record is from RefSeq and is a predicted model, not a curated record. NCBI's taxonomy places the organism in Eukaryota, Viridiplantae, Streptophyta, Magnoliopsida, Fabales, Fabaceae. The transcript is spliced from 2 exons.